Messenger RNA from Sus scrofa (pig), 1809 nucleotides. RefSeq names its product ER membrane protein complex subunit 10 (gene EMC10). Lineage: Eukaryota; Metazoa; Chordata; Mammalia; Artiodactyla; Suidae. The record is from RefSeq and is a predicted model, not a curated record. Gene Ontology annotation, cellular component: EMC complex.
CGCACGGGCGACGAGGUGCGGCCCGUUUUUCCCGGCGUGCUCCGCGGCUCCCGGCUCACUCCUGCCCGGUGCCUGGUGGGAAAGGGCCGAAAUGGCCGGGGCCCGCGCUGGGGCUACUCGGCUGCUGCUGCUCUUGGUGAUGGCUGCAGCAGCCCCCAGCCGGGCGAGGGGUAGUGGUUGCAGGUCCGGGGCCUCUGUGCGGGGGGCUGGGGCUGAAAGUCGAGAGGGCGAGGGCUGCGGCACCGUGGGGCUGCUGCUGGAGCACUCAUUUGAGAUCGAUGACAGCGCCCACUUCCGGAAGCGAGGCUCAUUGCUCUGGAACCAGCAGGAUGGCACUUUGUCUCUGUCACAGCGGCAGCUCAACGAGGAGGAGCGGGGCCGCCUCCGGGAUGUGGCAGCGCUGAACGGCGUGUACCGUGUCCGGGUCCCACGACGACCUGGGGCCCCUGAUGGCCCAGAAUCCGGUGGCUACGUCUCCUCCUUUGUCCCCGCAUGCUCCCUGCUGGAGUCUCACCUCUCGGACCAGCUGACCCUGCACGUGGACGUGGCCGGCAACGUGGUGGGUGUGUCGGUGGUGACACACCCCGGGGGCUGCCGGGGCCACGAGGUGGAGGACGUGGACCUGGAGCUGUUCAACACCUCCGUGCAGCUGCAGCCGCCGGUCCCCGCCCCAGGUCCAGAGACAGCGGCCUUCAUCGAGCGUCUGGAAAUGGAGCAGGCUCAGAAGGCCAAGAACCCCCAGGAGCAGAAGUCCUUUUUCGCCAAAUAUUGGCACCUCAUCCUGGGGGGGGCCGUGUUGCUCACAGCCCUGCGUCCUGCCGCCCCCGGGCCUGCACCGCUGCCGCAGGAGGCCUGAUGGAUGUACAUCAUUCCCGUGGUCCUCUUCCUCAUGAUGUCGGGAGCACCAGACGCUGGGAGCCAGGGUGGGGGUGGCGGCGGGGGCGGCGGCGGAGGCGGUGGCCGCUGAGGGGCCCGUGAGCGCCCAGCGGGUCCUGGGGUGGAUCCAGCCCUCCGGUCUCCCCGGCCCAGGAGGGUGGGGUGCACCUGGCGUUCCCGUCCGCGGGGAGUGGCUGGGUCUGGGCCUCGCUGCACCCCACUUUCCCCGUGGCCCCGAUGUACCGCAGAGGCUUCCCUUGGCUGCAGGAUGGAGCCCGAGUUGCCCGUCCAGCGCUGAGCUCACGCCGGUUCCCUCCCCGCUGCCACCGCUGCGGCCGCCGGGCCCUGCACUUUGGGGCCGUGCUGAGUUCUCAGCCUCUGUGCCUUUGUUCGUGGUCUCCUCGCCCCGCCUGGCCCUGGCUUGGGGUGCCGGCACCCUGGGGCUCCUCGGCAGCCCAGAGCUGGCACAGAGCAGGGGUGGGCGGGCCCUGGGGACCCCCAGCUCCACUCGGGGGAGCAGCCCUGUACCUGCCCACAGCCCUGCGCUCUGAACGGGGGUUGACCCAGCCAUCAGGAUGCCGGGCCCUCCAGAGGCUUCUGGGCUUGAAGAAGUGAAGGUGAACAUCAAAGCACCGUGGCGUCAGGGGCCAGACGAUGUAGCUAGAACCCCUCUCGGCCUGGAAUGUCUUCCUGGGACUUGGCUGGGGCUUUGCUGUUUGUGUGCCCUCCCCCCCCCCCCGUUUAUUUAAAAAUUUAAAAACACUGACGAGACACCAUAUGGAAACGGAGAAACAUUUUGGAGGCGGUCAGGUGGUGCAGAUGUUACCGUGUCCUGCGGGCCCGUUGUCGGGGUCUGCGAUGUGGCGACGCCCAAAUGGCCGCCGUUGUCGUGGUAGCGGUUUAUUAAAACUGUCCCCCAGUGUGGACCCUCCA